Ichthyophthirius multifiliis is the source of this 1920-nucleotide messenger RNA. Its product is annotated as protein kinase domain protein. Gene Ontology annotation, molecular function: ATP binding; protein kinase activity; protein binding. Lineage: Eukaryota; Ciliophora; Oligohymenophorea; Hymenostomatida. The transcript has 4 exons. Gene Ontology annotation, biological process: protein phosphorylation. The record is from RefSeq and is a predicted model, not a curated record.
AUGUAUCGCAAAUAAGAUUUUAAAAAAUUAGAUUUAUUAGGUUCCGGCAAAAAAUAUACAAAAAUAUUUAAAGUUUAACAUAUAUAAACUGGAAAAAUAUAUGCACUAAAAGAAAUUGAAGCUAAAACUCUUGAAAAACUAAACGAAUAUAAAGAAGAAGCUGUUUAAUUAUCAAAAGUAUAAAAUUAAAUGAUUUAUAGACAAAAGAAAAAAUAAAAUAUUUAUUGGAAAGAAUCUGAAUUACUUAUUAUUAUGUUUUCUUUAAUUUCAACAUGUUCAUUAUUAUAACAAAAAGGAAUAUGUCAUAGAGAUAUUAAACCUGCAAAUAUAUUUUUAAUGGAAAACGGUGAAAUUAAAUUAAUUGAUUUUGGAGAAAGUAAAGAUUACUUUUAUGAUCCUUAAAAUGUGUCGAAAAAUACAUAUACAAUGGCUACAAUUAGAGGUACUCCUUAAUAUUUAUCUCCUAUUUAGUGGAAAGCUCAUGUAAUAGAUGGAAACUCACGUUAUGUGGAACAUAAUAUAUAUAAAUCAGAUGUUUAUUCAAGUGGUUUAGUUAUUUAUUAAUUAGCAGCAAUUGAAGAAGUAACAGGUUUUAAUAAUAAAACUUCGGAAUUAGAUGGCGAAUAAUUAACUAAAAAUUCACUUUAGGAACUUGAGAAGAAAUAUUCAAAUUAAUUUGUAAAUAUAAUAGCCUUAAUGCUAAUAUUUGAAGAAAGUGCAAGGCCUAGCUUUGUUGAAAUCGAAUAAUUAUUUAUUGAACACGAAAAUUAAUACAAGGAGAGUAUAGAUAGUAAAAAUGAUGGAAAGAAAAAGAAAUUAAAUAAAUAUAUAAGAAUGUACAAUUAAUAAUAUAAUUCUUUAUUAUAAAAUAAAAAUUCUAAUAAUAAUUAUAUUAAAACUGGUAAAAAUAGUUUAUAAUAAUCAUAAAUGUAGACAUAAAAUAUAUCAAUAUAAUUAAAUAACUAAUAAUAAUAGAAUAAUUUAUAAUAAAGUUAAUAUAAUAAUAUUUAAAAUAAUUAAAUUUAAUUAAAUAGAGAAAUCAAAAAUAAAGAAAAUCAAGAAUAAUUCUAUAAAGAAAGCACUUUGAUUUUAAAUGAAAAUUGCUAUUGGUUUGAAUUCGGGGGAAAUUCUAUUGGAAAGUUUUCUUUACAUAAAUAAAAAUGGAAAAUCACUUAAAAUCCAGAUCAAAAUCCUUUUCCUUAUCAUUUUACAGUUGUUUAUAUUCCAGAAUCGAAAUACUAUUAUUUAUUAGGAGGCUUAUAAGGAAAUAAUUUUAGAAUUUUUACUUAGGGCAAAAUUAUUAUGGCAAAGAAUUAAAUUUCGACAGAAAAAAACUUCGUUGCUGCUGUAUAUUAUAAUAAUAAAGUAUGGAUUUUUGGAGGAUAUGAUUCUCUUGGAAAAAGCCAAUUAAAUUAAUGUGAAUUUUAUAAUAUAUAAACUGAAAAAUGGCAGAAAAUUGCCGAUCUUGUUAUUUCUAGAAGCCAGGCUGCUGCCUGUAGAAUUAAUGAUAACGAAAUUUUAGUUUUGGGAGGAUAUAAUAAAGAUAAAGGUACUUUAGAUAACAUAGAAAGAUAUAUUAUUAAUGAAAAUAGGUUUGAAUUAACAAAUAUUAAGAUUCCUAUUCCACUGAGAAGGUUUAUGGUAGUCAGAGUUGCGAAUAAUUAAGCACUUAUAUUGGGAGGAUUAAGUAAAUUUUCCAAAGAAUCAUAAAGAGUUUUUAAAUUAGAUUAUGAAAAAUAAAAUAUUAUUGAACUUGAGUAAUUAGAAAAAGGAGGUAUUAUUGAAAAUAAAGUCUUAGUUGAUAAUUAGGAUAUUAUGCAUAUUUUCCUUGAAAAUGCUAACGGGACUUCACCUCAUUCUCAUAUUAAAUAUUAUUAUGAUCCAAAAUAUACUAUGUAUGUUACUUAAUAAGAAAUUUGA